GGCAGCGGGCGGCCAGCAGCAUGGCGGUGCGGCAGUUCCCGCCGAUCGUGGACCUGAACGUGGGCGGCGUGUGCUACACCACCUCACUGGCCACACUCACCGCCUGCCCCGGCUCGCUGCUCGGCCAGCUGUUCGCCGGCGACGCGGCCGAGCCGCCGCCGCAGGACUCCAAGGGCCGCUACUUCGUCGACCGCGACGGCGUGCUCUUCCGCUACGUGCUCGACUACCUUCGCAGCCAGAAGGUGAUCCUGCCGGAGAAUUUCCAGGAGGCCGAGCGGCUGCUGCAGGAGGCCGAGUUCUUCCGGCUGCCGGAGCUGGAGGAGGCGCUCAAGUCGCCGAGCAUCGGCCGACUGCGGGUGGGCGGCGAGCGCUCGCCGGGCUGCGUGACCGUCGGCUACCGCGGCACGUUCGCGUUCGGCCGCGACGGCCUGGCCGACGUCAAGUUCCGCAAGCUGGCGCGCAUCCUGGUGUCGGGCCGCGUCACGCUCUGUCGCGAGGCGUUCGGCGAGACGCUCAACGAGUCACGUGACCCGGACCGGGGUCACGUGGACCGCUACACCAGCCGCUUCUUUCUCAAGCACUCUUUCCUCGAGCAGGCGUUCGACAUGCUGUACGACGCCGGCUUCCGCCUGGUGGCCAGCUGCGGCUCCAGCACGGCCGGCAUCCCGGGGGUCUCGGAGAAGCCCGGCUCCGACUCGGAGGAGAACCGCUGGAAUCACUACAAUGAGUUCGUCUUCGUACGCGACUGAGGCCGGCGGGCGACGCGCCGCGGUGCCAAGGGCGGGGUGGCUGGGCGUGUUUAGGCGGCAAGUUCCAGGUGAGAGGAGACUCGCAGGAGGCGAGACAGAGUCCGGCAUUGGUGCUCUGUAGAGACAGUCGGCGAGAUCCAAAAGUUUUGACCAUGACCCUCAUGGAUUGUGCCGUCGCUUGGGCCGCGUGAUGUCCAUUUUGGUGUGUGGGCGACAGCACCCAGGUCGGCGCGAAAUGGAUGAACCAUUCAACGGCAUUCGCGGCAUCUCCAGCCCUCGACAAGCAGGACCUUGACGCCGUCAACGUUGCAGCCUUGGCAAAAGCCAGUUAUAAUUAAUUGUUUCUGUUGUAACGUUGCAAUGUCUUCUAGAAGCAUUGGCGCGGGUGCCCACAUUGCGGUCGUCGCAGUUCCGCACGGCGCCUCAUUACCAGUCCGCGCUCGCAGUCCGGCCGAAUGCCCGCUGGUGUCGCGCCAAAUUAACUUCGAAUGACAUUGGUAAUGAAAACACACAUGCCAGCGGAGCACGACGAGUGAAAUGACCUAAUGCUGCCAGACUAUCCUCGAACCAUCCCGACCACGCCGUGAAUGAGCCCGUAAAGGCGGCGGAUGGGCGGGUCUGUCCGGCGGCGCGUCUCAAGCAGUCCCGGUACCCGACCCUCUUGUUGUGGACCGGUCGGUCAUUUCGUCACCCAGUCUCGGGGAGAUAAGGUGGGUACGGCAGUAAUUAAUGCUCUUCAGAGAGGCUUCUGGACGACCGUACCACUUGGAGUCACGGCACAGCGAUGGUACAGGAGUGAAACAGACGGCUAAGGCAUUUUGUGUUUCUCCGCUAUGAUUUUCAGACUUUUAUUUCCCAUCUGAGAAAAACCAAGUAUGUCAAACACCACCGGCUUCUGUAAGUCCAGACCUCAUUGAUUGCCACCGAUCAUUCGCCUAGGAGACAAUGACAGCAGGUUUGAACCAUCCAAACAACCAGCUGAAUGACUCGAACGAUCGAAGAGACAGCCCAUUUCAUUGAAAUGCCAACUGUACUAAAAGUGAUCCAAAUGCUAUGCUGGACUCUUGAUCUCGGGCAGUGCCAAGAACUGUCUGAAUGUCAACGAACAUGAGGAAAUGAAUGCUGAUCAGCAAGAACAACCGAUGGCCAGGUAUUGUACGUUCAUUACUUCUGCCAAGUUCAGCUGGGACAUUCUGUUCUGUUCAGUGCAGCGCGGACACAAAAUCUGCAACCAAUGGACAUCAAAUCACCUCUGGCUUUGGACAUUCAUGUGUUAACUACCGCGUAUCAUGCGGGCUACCACUCCCACAUGUUUUAAAACGACGUGGAAGGCUGAUGCAGAUGGCUACGAUAGCCCUCUGGUGGGUAACAGCACAGUAGCGUUCUUCACGUAGUGUUACGCAUAUUCUUUCGGGGCUGAUCGGUUGUGAUCUUCUCAAGACACCAGUGCAAUAUGUGCGGGCUGCGAUGUGAAUAGACAAACAAGCUGCAUGAGUGACUAGGGUUUUCGACAAUGAUUGUGUCGAACUGUGUCUGCUAAAAGGUCGCCCGAGCCCGGUGUAAAAAGUCAGGGUACUGCUCGUGUGCUGUUGACUCUGAUCGGAGACGAUGCGAAAACAAUCGGAGCACCGAGUGCGCUCCUGCUGAUUCACCAAUCAGCGUGAAUCAUUCUUCUAGUCGUUACCUAUGUUUGUGCUGUUAAUACAUACCUAUAAGAACA
This is a messenger RNA of Pollicipes pollicipes, 2469 nucleotides long. Its product is annotated as BTB/POZ domain-containing protein KCTD16-like. The record is from RefSeq and is a predicted model, not a curated record. Lineage: Eukaryota; Metazoa; Arthropoda; Thecostraca; Pollicipedomorpha; Pollicipedidae. The transcript has a single exon. The coding region runs from base 21 to 749 and encodes 242 amino acids. Gene Ontology annotation, biological process: protein homooligomerization. Gene Ontology annotation, molecular function: protein binding.